AUGGCUGAAGUUGUAAAGGCCAGUGACCUCGCCGUUGCUCGGCGCGAGGCUGCGAGGCGUCUGCAGCAAGAUCUCAAACUAAGCCUGUGCCAAGGUCAGAGCCUGCCUGAUAUGCUGAUGAUGGCGCCGCUGGCCAUCAAUCUUCUCGGACAGAUCAAGCUUCUCGCUUUCUCAGACAAAGCAUUGUGCAUCCACUUGGAGGAGCCCAGGGGCGGUUUUAAGCAUCUACAACGAAAAACCCUCUCGAGCGCCCUGAUUCAAAUUGUUGACCAGUCUGCUGACGCAUUUGACUCUGCGGAGAAGAACAUGCGCGCCAUCAGAAUGCAGACCAAUGUCAUGUUCGGGAGGACCGGCCAUGUCCAAACAAUUCUCAUGUGUCUACAAGAUUCGCGAUUGGCCAAGAGAAAUCUCCUCAGCUCCAUGAGAAGAUUUCAAGAGGAUAUGGAGACGUGCGCAGCAAAGGCACAAGACACUGAGGCAAAGUUUGACGCCCUUGUUAAGUGUGCCGGCGAACUCAGCUUAGCUAUGGCAGACGGGAUGGCAAGUGCGGAAUCGGAAAAGGUCCAGAUCGCACAGAAGGAAAUAGCAGCCAAAGCACUAAAGGAGCGUCAAAGUCGCUGUCUCGCCACUCUCGAGGCUCAGAUAAAAGAUGCUCAAUCCGAGUUUAUGCAAGCCAGAGGCCAAUAUCAAAAGACUGCUGCCAAAGGUGAUUUCAUAGAGAUUUCAGAUCUGGCCAUGGCAGUUGCCAUUGAGAGUGGGAGUAGUGUUACUGGUCUCAUCAAUGCCACUAUAAACAUUUUCAAGGAGACGCCAAAAGUCGCCAUUGAGACCGUGAAAGCCGCAAGUGAGGCUGUGAAAACCGUGACUCAAUGGACCCCUAUCAAAAUCUACAAUACGCCAGCAGCAGCCGCGUCAAUCCCUACGACUGCGAGGCCGAUUGAACAGAAUGCGGCCCCUAGCCAGCAACAAGCUAGUCUGGGAAUUGAUCCCGCUCUCUUCGCAGCCGAGCAGAUCGAAACGCAGUUACUUAACCUCGAUAGGCUACUGAACGAAGACCUGCUAGCCAUCGUUGAAGAUGGUGGGCUCGAGAUUAUGGCCUGUGCGAAACGGCUUGGCGAUUUGGAGAAAGGGCUGGGAGAAUUCAAUAGCAGGCACACCUUGAGCGCCCGAGCCAUCCUGAAUGAAGCACUCGAUGUCACAACAGCAAUCUUAUCCAAAGGCGAGACGGAUAAGUCGAGAGGAGACCACGACGAAUGGAUUAAGAAAAUUAAUUUCUGGAGUAAUACCACGUGCUUCCUCUUGAACAGAGCAACAAAACUUCGAUCGUUCGCAGCCUCCCAACCCGGUCACGGAUUUGGAGGCUCCAUGGACUCGGCAGCCCUGAAUGUACCACCGAGCAAUUCGAGUUACUCAAAGGUCCUCCGCCAACGGCACCAAAAACUCCUCAUAACCAGAGCCGCUAUGAACGAAGCUCGUAACAAUCUGGAAAGGACAACCCAGAAGCAACUUGAAGUACAGAACCAAAUCAUCGAAAACGCGCGGGCGCUGAAUGAGCUCAAAUUGAAGGAGGCCACAAUGGAGGAUACGAAGAAGAUUCUGCGCAAGUCGAUCGACAUCAUGACGGCAAUGCAAGUCCAAAUACGACAGUUGACAGGCUUCUUCAACGCACUAGCCAGCACUAUUUCCAUUGUCUGCAAGGGCUACGCUGAGCAGUACCUCCAGACGAUCGAAGCGGGUAUCACAAAGACGAGCGACGAGUUUGCCCUUGCCUAUAGCAAUGGGCCGCUUCAGAUAAUCCGCGAGAGCGUCAUCACGCUGCGUGGCCACUUCAGCUUUGUGGUGCACUCGGUCGAUAUGUACCAAGAGAUUGCUACGACGCACAUCAACCCCUGCAUCCGCCAGGUCGCCAACCUGCCUUUGAGUGCCGGCUCUGACGAGCAAGAAAAAGCAAAAACAGCCCUCGGACAGAAAACAGAAGAGAGCUCAAAGGCCAUACAAAAGCUCGCCAAGCAGGAGCAGGAAGCAUAUCAUAGGGACUUUGAGAACCGGAUACAAGAGAUUGAAGAAGAGAUGGCGGCGCUUGGCCUUCCGACUGCGGUAGAAGACGGAGAGAACCUCAGGGCAAUUGAAGACGGCGUGAAAGAGUCGGGAGAGAAGAUUUCAGAAGAUCUUGAGGGGAGGGGCAACUGUAUCAAUGAGAUUUCAGACGAUCUCUAG
Messenger RNA from Trichoderma aggressivum f. europaeum, 2217 nucleotides. RefSeq lists its product as uncharacterized. The record is from RefSeq and is a predicted model, not a curated record. Bases 1 to 2217 code for a protein of 738 amino acids. The transcript has 5 exons. Lineage: Eukaryota; Fungi; Ascomycota; Sordariomycetes; Hypocreales; Hypocreaceae.